This is a messenger RNA of Brugia malayi, 2433 nucleotides long. RefSeq names its product G-patch domain containing protein (gene Bma-stip-1). The transcript is spliced from 17 exons. Gene Ontology annotation, molecular function: nucleic acid binding. Gene Ontology annotation, biological process: spliceosomal complex disassembly. NCBI's taxonomy places the organism in Eukaryota, Metazoa, Nematoda, Chromadorea, Rhabditida, Onchocercidae. The record is from RefSeq and is a predicted model, not a curated record. Gene Ontology annotation, cellular component: U2-type post-mRNA release spliceosomal complex. The coding region runs from base 1 to 2433 and encodes 810 amino acids.
AUGGUGGAUGUAGAGGAGGAUGACGGGGUGGAAAGGUUUGAAAUUAAUGAACGGGAUUUGGAAUAUGCGUUGAAUCCAGGGCAUCGGCGAGGAUUAUCGAAGAAUCAACAACUAUAUGGUAUUUGGGCUGAUCACGAGGAAAGUGACAACGAAGAUAUACAUGCUGGAUUUGGUUCAAAAGGCUCAAAAAAACAAAGCAAAAAUUAUUCCGCACCAGUAACAUUUGUCAGUGGCGGUAUAAAACAUGGCAAUACAAUUGAAAGAGAGAAUAAAAAUGAUGAUAAUGAUGAUGCAGUGGAAGAUGAACCACUUUCUCUGGAAAGACCACGGCGGCAAUCUCGUCGACAGACAGGUGCAAAUGUUUUUGCUGGACUUCGUUUGUCAUCAACGCAUAGUAUAGUGGAUCCCGGAAAAUUCGCAGAUUGGGCAAAGCAUUCCAAAUCAGAUGUAAUUAUGAAAAUGAUGCGUAAAAUGGGUUAUGUACCGGGACAAGGACUGGGCGCAAAUAAGCAAGGAAUUGUGGAACCCAUUCAAGCGGUUCUUCGACCAGGCAGGGCAGCUGUAGGCGCCUAUGGAAGAGAAUCGAAAGGACCGAACUUUGGAGAAUCGUCCGGAGAUACACAAAAGAGAGUAGAAUGCAGUAGAGAUGAUGGAAAAGUUGAAGAACCAUCAAGAAGAGGAAACUGGAAAAAAACUGGUUCCAAGAAAAGUGUGAAAUAUCAAUAUAAAACGAUUGAUGAAGUGAUUGCCGAAAGUGGGUCACUCAAGCAACGACUCAGCAGUGGAAGUAGUGGUGUCAAGGUUAUCGAUAUGACAGGGAAGGAACAGAAAGUUUAUUCCGGUUAUGACGCUUAUGCAGCUAAAACAAGAGCAAUCGUGGAAGCACAAGUGGAGCGUCUUGUCUUUGAUGUACCAGAAUUAAUGCAUAAUUUGAAUUUAUUAAUCAACGAGACUGAAGAAACAAUACGUCGCAAUGAUCGGCAGAUGCGCUUUUUAAGAGAUCAGACAGCAGCACUCGAAAAUGAUAGCAUGCAAAUACAGGCCGCUUUGUGGAAGGAACGUGAGGAACAAAAACGUGUGGAAGAAUUAAAUGACUUAUUGGAAAGGUUCUCCACGAAAAGCGAUGAGGGAAACGUAACGCUUGAUGAAUGUCGGGAAUUAUUUCAAAAAAUGCAGACGGAAUACUUUGAGGAAUAUCGUUUGUUCAGACUAGAAGAAAUAGCUAUUACAAAUGUUUUACCACUAAUUCAGCAUUAUUUCCUAACGUGGGAUGCUCUUGACAAUGACCAAAUGAACUAUGGUAUCGCGUUAAUAAGUGAGUGGAAAAAAAUACUGGAAAUAGAACAGCGUGGUAUAUUCAAUGUCACUAAAAGUUUAGAAAACCUUUCACCAUUUGAACGACUUCUUUGGGAUGGAUGGAUGCCAGUAAUGAGAAAAAUUGCGUUACGUUGGAGUCCACGAGACGACCCUCAAUCGAUGUUGCACGUCGUUGAAAAAUGGCUACCUAUGCUACCUUUAUGGAUGCGCGAGAACCUUUUAGAACAGAUUGUAAUUCCACGAAUAGCUGCUCAAGUGGACGAGUGGAAUCCCUUAACGGAUCGUAUACCCAUUCAUACAUGGUUACAUCCAUGGCUGGAUGUAAUGGGUGAUCGGCUUCAGCCGAUCUUCUCUCCUAUUAGACAGAAACUGGCCAAAGCAUUGAAAGAAUGGAAUCCAACUGACAGGAGUGCUUUGUCCAUGCUUCGGCCUUGGAAAGGCUGUUUCGCAUCAGCAACUAUGUCUGCUUUUCUGGCAAUGAAUAUCAUACCCAAACUUGAAAAAGCUUUACAAGAAAUGAUAUAUGACCCUACAAAAAAUCACCGAUACGAUGAAUUUUAUGCCGCGUUGGACUGGACUGAAUUGAUCGGUGCAGAAGGUAUUGCCGCUGUAUUAGUACGUAGCUUCUUUCCAAAGUGGUAUGAAACCUUGUGCAUUUGGUUAGAGUCCCCGCGAGUAGUAGCUCAGGAAGUGGUAAUGUGGUACAAUGAAUGGAAAAGUCGUUUUCCUGUUGAAAUUUCUUCACUGAUUAUUGUACAAGAACAAUUAAAGCGUGCACUGAUUGCAAUGAAGCAAGCCCAACAGGGCGUUCAGGUCACAAAGGAAAUACAUCCACCUUUACCACCUCCGGAACCGGUUCCCGGAAUUUACAAUUCUGCACCACCGAGAAUACAACCUCCACCUCCUCACCUUUCUUUCAAGGAUCUGGUAGAAUUAAGGGCACGUGAAGCGGGUGUCCUAUAUGUGCCUCAGGUGAAUAAAUUCCGAGAAGGGAAGCCUGUCUACUGGUUCGGCAAUGUAUCUAUUUACAUCGAUCGGAAUGUAAUAUUCGGGUUUAACGUCGAGACGCAGCAGUGGUCACCAAUCGGAUUAGAUCAUUUGCUUAGUAUAUGCUGA